AUGCGCCUGACGCCGCCCUCUCUCCCCUCUCUCCGGCCCUCUCUCCCCUCUACCCGGCCCUCUCUCCCCUCUCCCCGGCCCUCUCUCCCCUCUCCCCGGCCCUCUCUCCCCUCUCCCCGACCCUCUCUCCCCCCUCCCCCGGCCCUCUCUCCCCUCUCUCCCCUCUCUCCGGCCCUCUCUCCCCUCUCCCCGGCUCUCUCUCCCCUCUCCCCGGCCCUCUCUCCCCUCUCUCCCCUCUCUCCGGCCCUCUCUCCCCUCUCCCCGGCUCUCUCUCCCCUCUCCCCGGCCCUCUCUCCCCUCUCCCCGACCCUCUCUCCCCUCUCCCCGGCCCUCUCUCCCCUCUCUCCCCUCUCUCCGGCCCUCUCUCCCCUCUCCCCGGCUCUCUCUCCCCUCUCCCCGGCCCUCUCUCCCCUCUCUCCCCUCUCUCCGGCCCUCUCUCCCCUCUCUCCGGCCCUCUCUCCCCUCUCCCUAGCCCUCUCUCCCCUCUCUCCGGCCCUCUCUCUCCCCUCUCCCCGGCCCUCUCUCCCCUCUCCCCGGCCCUCUCUCCCCUCUCCCCGGCCCUCUCUCCCCUCUCCCCGGCCCUCUCUCCCCUCUCCCCGGCCCUCUCUCCCCUCUCCCCGGCCCUCUCUCCCCUCUCCCCGGCCCUCUCUCCCCUCUCCCCGACCCUCUCUCCCCUCUCCCCGGCCCUCUCUCCCCUCUCUCCCCUCUCUCCGGCCCUCUCUCCCCUCUCCCCGGCUCUCUCUCCCCUCUCCCCGGCCCUCUCUCCCCUCUCUCCCCUCUCUCCGGCCCUCUCUCCCCUCUCCCCGGCUCUCUCUCCCCUCUCCCCGGCCCUCUCUCCCCUCUCCCCGACCCUCUCUCCCCUCUCCCCGGCCCUCUCUCCCCUCUCUCCCCUCUCUCCGGCCCUCUCUCCCCUCUCCCCGGCUCUCUCUCCCCUCUCCCCGGCCCUCUCUCCCCUCUCUCCCCUCUCUCCGGCCCUCUCUCCCCUCUCUCCGGCCCUCUCUCCCCUCUCCCCGGCCCUCUCUCCCCUCUCUCCGGCCCUCUCUCCCCUCUCUCCGGCCCUCUCUCCCCUCUCUCCGGCCCUCUCUCCCCUCUCCCCGACUCUCUCUCCCCUCUCCCCGGCCCCUCUCUCCCCUCUCUCCGGCCCUCUCUCCCCUCUCCCCGGCCCUCUCUCCCCUCUCUCCGGCCCUCUUUCCUCUCUCUCCCCUCUCUCUCCCCUCUCUCCGGCCCUCUUUCCCUCUCUCUCCCCUCUCUCUCCCCUCUCCCCGACUCUCUCUCCCCUCUCCCCGGCCCUCUCUCCCCUCUCUCCGGCCCUCUCUCCCCUCUCCCCGGCCCUCUCUCCCCUCUCUCCGGCCCUCUUUCCUCUCUCUCCCCUCUCUCUCCCCUCUCUCCGGCCCUCUCUCCCCUCUCCCUGGCCCUCUCUCCCCUCUCCCCACCUCUUGCUCUCCUCUCGCCCGCCUGGAGCUGCCUCGCUCUCGCUCUGAGCCAGACUCAUCAUGUGGGUGGUUCCAUGUUGGUGGUUCCAUGUUGAUGGUUCCAUGUUGGUGGUUCCAUGUUGGUGGUUCCAUGUUGGUGGUUCCAUGUUGGUGGUUCCAUGUUGGUGGUUCCAUGUUGGUAGUUCCAUGUUGGUGGUUCCAUGUUGGUGGUUCCAUGUUGGUAGUUCCAUGUUGGUGGUUCCAUGUUGGUGGUUCCAUGUUGGUGGUUCCAUGUUGGUGGUUCCAUGUUGGUGGUUCCAUGUUGGUGGUUCCAUGUUGGUGGUUCCAUGUUGGUGGUUCCAUGUUGGUGGUUCCAUGUUGGUGGUUCCAUGUUGAUGGUUCCAUGUUGAUGGUUCCAUGUUGGUGGUUCCAUGUUGAUGGUUCCAUGUUGGUGGUUCCAUGUUGGUGGUUCCAUGUUGAUGGUUCCAUGUUGGUGGUUCCAUGUUGGUGGUUCCAUGUUGGUGGUUCCAUGUUGAUGGUUCCAUGUUGGUGGUUCCAUGUUGGUGGUUCCAUGUUGAUGGUUCCAUGUUGGUGGUUCCAUGUUGGUGGUUCCAUGUUGAUGGUUCCAUGUUGGUGGUUCCAUGUUGAUGGUUCCAUGUUGGUGGUUCCAUGUUGGUGGUUCCAUGUUGAUGGUUCCAUGUUGAUGGUUCCAUGUUGGUGGUUCCAUGUUGGUGGUUCCAUGUUGGUGGUUCCAUGUUGA
This is a messenger RNA of Knipowitschia caucasica, 2172 nucleotides long. Lineage: Eukaryota; Metazoa; Chordata; Actinopteri; Gobiiformes; Gobiidae. The record is from the annotation of a GenBank genome assembly.